This is a messenger RNA of Porites evermanni, 687 nucleotides long. The record is from the annotation of a GenBank genome assembly. Lineage: Eukaryota; Metazoa; Cnidaria; Anthozoa; Scleractinia; Poritidae.
CGCUUCCGGAAUUGUCAGCAGACCCCAAAUGAGGGGCGUGAUCCAGACGAUUGGCAACCAAGAGUCCAGUUGAAAAAGGCACAUGCCAGUGGUAGCGUAGUUUUGUCUGACCGAGAGAGCGUAGCUAGAUUGGGAGACAAAUUCAUUGUGAAACCAAAGUUUGUGGUUGACUAUCUCCAGCAUCUUGAGGUCAUAGAGUUUAAAAAAAAGAAGAGACUGGCGGAAAGGGCAAGGGAAAGUAGGGAGGCAAGAGAAAAGUCCUAUGAUGAUUAUCAUUGGGCUACUUUGUGCGAAGAUGCCGCCAAGCUAAAAAAGCUCCGUGUGCCAGAAUUGAACAAAUACUUACAACAUCAUGGGCUAUUAAAACAGCAUCAGAAGAGCAGCAAGAAUGACAAAGUGAAGAUAAUUAUGGGACACUUCCUGCAGAUGAAUACUCUCAGAACAGGUCAAGCCGAAGUGAGAGGCAGCAAUGAAUCAGGUCAACUAGACAGCAGUGGUGAAAGCAGUGAGGGAGAAGAAACUGAUGAUGAUUACAAGAGUGAUGCCCCUGACUCUUAAGACGACUCAAAUGAUGUCGUUCUUGCUUUUAUCGCCUCAGAAGAGGAAUAUGUAGACGAGCGGCCAGCUACAACGCGCUCAGGACGAGCAGUAACAAGAAGAGCUGAAAUUGACUUUUCAUUCUUUUGA